Molecule: messenger RNA, 8391 nt
Organism: Leptonychotes weddellii (Weddell seal)
Lineage: Eukaryota; Metazoa; Chordata; Mammalia; Carnivora; Phocidae
Source: RefSeq, a predicted model, not a curated record
UGUCUACCUCCCUGUCACCCUCCACAGGCAGAGCUGACCCGCCCAGGAACCAAGACAAUGCAGGAAGCAACACAGUUACAGUUGUCACCCGAUGGGCAGAGCCUCUACCAGCCCCAGUCUGUCUCCAAUCUCCAAGACAAAGCAGGGACACUGAGUCCACAGCCUCAGCACAAGCCACUGGCGUCCAGGGAGACCCUUCUGCAACGGCAUGACAAGGACAAGAUGGUGCCUCGUCACAUCCCACGCCUGCGGGCUGUGGUCGAGAGCCAGGCCUUCAAGAACGUCCUGGUGGAUGAGAUGGACAUGAUGCUCUCCCGUGCAGCCACCCUCAUCCAAGCCAACUGGAGGGGCUACCGGCUCCGGCAAAAGCUGAUCUCCCAGAUGAUGGCAGCAAAGGCCAUCCAGGAGGCCUGGCGACGCUUCAACACCAGGCGUCUCCUCCGGUCUGGCAAGUUGGUGGAAAAAAAAGUGAGCAUGGAGGAGGGCGACAUCCCUUACCAUGCCCCCCAGCAGGUGCGGUUCCAGCAUCCAGAAGAGAGCAAACCCCCUGUGGCCCUGCCUGUCAUGGUGAGCAAAGAGACCCAGUUCCCCUCCUCCGACACCCUGGCUGCCUGCACCCACCAGCUGGCCUUCCUGCAGGCCCAGCUUGCUCCACCUUGCACCGCUGGGGACCCUGGCAUCACCUUCCUGCCACACCAGACCGUUGCCAUGAGACUUCCAUGUCCGGCAAGUCUAGAUGCAAAGUGCCACCCAUGCCUGCUGACAAGAACUGUCAGAAAUCCCUGCCUUGUCCACGUUGAAGGGGACACGGUGAAGACCAAGCAAGUAAUUACCAGAGCCAGCAAGGCAGGAGCCCCAGGGCCACUCCCAUGUGGAAGGUGUGCCCAGGCAGUUCACGGAUCACUCAAGACCCAGGCCCAGACCCACGUGGAAACAGAGGUCCUAAAAGCCCCACUCCAGACAGGCCCAGCAUUUGCGAUAAAGACCCCACCCCAGAUGUAUCCAGUGGCCGCAAUGCCCAAGACCCCACCCCAGCCAUGCCUCGUGCCCACAGUAACACUAGCCAAGACCCCACCCCAGGUAUACCCAGUGGCCAGGAUGACCAGGACCCUAACCCAGAUGUACCCAGCGGCUGCCAUGACCAAGACCCCACCCCAGACGUACCCUGCAGUCGCGAUUACCAAGACUCCACUCCAGUCAUGCCUGGCAGCCAUGAUGAACAAGACCCCACCCCAGCCAUGCUCAGCGCCCACGGUAACAAUAACCAAGGCCCCACCCCAGACAUACCAGGUAGCCCCAAUGGCCAGGAGCCCACCCCAGACAUGCCCAGUGGCUACAAUGACCAAGACUUCACCCCAGACGUCCCAGCCAGCCGCCAUGACCAAGACCCCACUUCAGUCAUGCCUGGCGGCCCUGGUGAAUAAGACCCCACCACAGCCAUGCCCAGCAGCCCCGAUGUCCAAGACCCCAACCCAGAUGCGACCAACAGCCUCAAUGACCAACACUUCUCCCCAGACACGACCGGCAGCCAUCAUGGCCAAGAUCUCGCCGCAGAUAUGCCUUUUGGCCUCGAUGAUUAAGCCCCAAACUCAGACACGGCCUGUGGCCACAAUGACCAAGGCUCCACCCCAAACGUGCCCAGUGCCCGCCAUGACCAAGACUCCAACCCAGAUGCGCCCGGUAGCCCCGAUGACCAAGACCCCGCUGCAGACGUGUCCAGCAGCUGCCAUGGCCAAGACUCCAUCUCAGACGCUCCCCGGGGCCUCAGUGACCAAGACCCCUCCCCAGACGCGUCUGGCAGCCAUGGUCACCAAAACCCCAGCCCAAUUUCGCUCAAUGGCCGCCAUUCUCAGGACCCUAUGCCUGCCACCUUCAGCAGGUGGAAAUCUGAAGUCUUCACCUCCAGUAGCUGUGGCAGCUGGAAUUCCCAACGCCUCAUCCCACACGUGUCUGAACGAACCUAAGGCCAAGGCUGUGGUGAACACCAAGCAGACAGCAGGGAUGGUCAGGGUCUCUUCUCACUCAUACUUGGCUGAGGGAAAGAUCAAAUACUUUAACUCACCACAUCUGGGAGCUGGGGCCCCCAAGGCUCCAGCCAAGCCUCCUUUGGAAGCUGAAAAAAUGAAGGUCUUCUCCCAGAAGGAGGUGAAAACAGAAACGGUGUCUAGUACCAGUGUGGCCAUUGAAAUGCCCCGGGCUUCACCCUGGGUGAAAAUGGCUGAGGACAGGAACAAGUCCUCAUUACAGACACAUCUGAGGGCAGAUGUGAAGGUUCAGUCCCAGGUGUAUGCGCCUGUAGAAACAGCCAUGGUCCUGCCCCGGGCCCAGCUGGCCACAUGUCCGGCGAAGGCCAUGCCCCAGACACAUCUGGAUACAUGUCUGGCCAAGGCCCUGCCCCAAGAACGGCUGGCCACCUGUUCGACCACAGCCUCGUCCCAGGGACAGCUGCUUGCCGAACUGACUGCGGUUCUGCCCCAGGCCCAUCUGGGCACAUGUCUGUCUAAGACCCUGCCCCAGGCACAUCCACACGCCAGGCUGACCACAACUCAGGCUCAGACCCAUCUGGGCACGUGUCUGUCCAAGGCCCUGUCCCAGGCACAUCCACCUGCCAAGCUGACCAAGGCCCCGUCCUUCGCACAUCUGGGCACGUGUCUGACCAAGGCACAGUCCCAAGCACAUCUGGCCACAGGGGUGAUAAAGGUCCAGUCUCAAGCACAUCUGCCCAUCGGGCUGACCAAGGUGCAGUCCCAGGCCCAGCUGGUCCCAGAAACCGCCAAGUGCCUCCACACGGCCCACCAAGCUGCUGAGCUCAGCGGCAAGACCCAGUCGCAGCCACUCCUGGCCGGGUUCAAGGCCUCCACCCAGCCCUGCCAGCACGUUGGUGCCCUUGGCACUCCGCCCCGAGCCAAGCCAGAGGACAGACUGACUCAGAUCCAACCCCACAGUUAUGUGCAGGGCAAAGCCACCCCGGGCCCACGCCAGGGGGCCUCCGAGACCCGGAGCAUGCUGGUGCCUCUGCUGGCCUCUGCCGGACACCCCACAUGUAACAUUGAAUCCUGGGGUGACAGUGGGGCUACCCGGGCCCAGUCACCGAUGCCCAGCCCGGCCACACCCUGCCCAGAAGAGCUGACUGCCUCCCAGCUCGCCUCCCUAGGCAUUGAGCUGGCUGCCGAGCUGGGCUCCCAGGAGGACCUCCGUGCCCUACUGGUAAAAGCCCUCUCCCAGGGCCAAGUGAAGGCAGCCCUGAACCAGGCCCUGUCCAAGAGAGUCCUGGGCUCCACGAUGGCCAAGGCCCUGCCCCAGGGCAUGCUGGGCACAGCGCUGAUGAAAGUGCUAUCCUGGGGCGAGCUGGGCCUUGCGCUGUCCCGCACCCUGUCCCCCGGCGAGCUGCGGGCAGAACUCACCAAGGCCAAGCAGGGUAAACUGGCGGACGUGCUCAGCAAGGCCCUGACAGAGGAGGAGUGGGCUGCUCUGAGCCAGGCCCUGUGUCAGGGGGAGCUGGGCGCUGUCCUGAGCCAGUCUUUGUCUCAGGCGGCCCUGAGGACUGGCGUUGUCCUCCCCAAGGCCGCCUCGAAAACAGCAGGAAACAGGAUGACUGUGAUCCCAGCCCCGGUGGAGGUGGACCACAGGGGGAUCCCAUCGACUGCAUGGGGGCCCGCCCUAGGCCCCGUGAGACCACAGCCCAGCAAGGUUAGGGUUCCCCAGGACGGGGCCUGGGAGGGCUUCUCCACAGGCUGGCCUGCCAGGUUCUUGGAAGAGAUGGGGGAUGGGGCCAUGCUCGGGGGGUCACCCUGCUUGCCGGUGGUCUCUAUGGGUGCUUCCCUGGCUAGUAGAGUGAUCACCGCCAUUCAUCAGUAUCCCCUGAUCGCUGCCCUGGACCCCAGUCUAUCAUGGGAGAUGGAGUCCAGCAGGGGCUCCUCCUCAGACCUAUAUCUGAGCCCUGAGGUCAGUGAGGAAAACGUGUACCUGCCCCCAGGGGCCAGUGAAUUGGCAUCAGAUCUCAACCCCGUGGAGAGUGACACGGACCCCAGUUUGCCCAAGCCACCCCACCUGCAGCUGCCCCCCAGCCUGUGGCAGCCACUCAUUGCCAAUGGUGUGGGCCCAAGCACCAGCCAGCAAUCGGUGGUGGCUGGUGGCAGAGCCCCGAGCUCCCAUAAGCCACAUGCGGUCAGCAGGGUGGCCCCACGUCUGUGGGCGUCGUCGGGGGAGGGCCGGGUGGCCUCGGGUAUGCUUCCCCUCACUGCGGGUGCUGGGAGGGCUCUGCACUCCCACCAGUGUGCUGCUGCCUAUGGGGGAUCUGUUUGUUGCUGUCAGCCCUCCGGGGUCAACAAGGUGCCCUCCAGCAGCCUAGCUAAGCCAUCUAUAACUAAGCUGUCUAUGAGGAGUGGAGUAACCCCCAGCUUAGCUAAGCCAUUUGUGACCAGUGCGAUAGCUCCCAGCUUAGCUAAGCCAUGUAUGACUGAUGGGGCAGCUCCCGUCAUAGCCCAGCCAUCAGUGGCCUGUGUGGUGGCCCCCAGCCUGGUCCAGCCAUCAGUGGCCUGUGUGGUGGUCUCUAACCUAGCCCAGCCACCUGUGACCGGUGGGGUGGCCCCCAGCCUGGCCCGGUCAUUUGUGGCCAACAGGGGGCCCCUCAGCCUCUUCCAGCCAUCUGUAAUCGGUGGUACCAGUUGCGCAGCUGGCCAGUCAGGCUGGGUCCCUACAGUGGGUUCAAAUCUACCACCAAGAGUGAAUGCCGUGGCCCCUAGUCUGCAUCACCCAUCAUUUGUGACUGAAGUCCCCUGGAGCACAUCAUAUUCCUCUGCCGUGAGCAGCCCGGGCCAAGAUCUGAGCCGGUCACCUGUGGCCGCUGGGAUGGCCCCCUGUCGAGAUUCUGUAAUGGUUGGUGGGGUGGCCUCAAACGCCCAGGCCCCUGAGUUCAGCGAGGUGUCCCUGGCGUUUCAUCAGCCGCUCGGUGUUGGUGGGGGACGCCCAAGCAUCACUGAACAUUCUGAGGUCACUCUCUCAGCCCCAAAGCUCUACCAGGCAUCCGGUGUUAGUGGAGAGGACUCUUGUCUAGACCAGGGAACCAGUGUAUGUGCUGGGGCUCUGUUCCGGGGCGCUGUGGCUGCUGGUAUGUUCCCAAAUACGUCUCGGGGGACCCUGGCUGCUGGUAUGUUCCUAAGUAUGUCUCCAGGGCCUGCAUCUCCGGGUAUGACAGGGAGUGUGUGCCAGAGAAGUGUGACAACUGGUCUGGGCCCAAACCAGUUUCAGAUGGCCAGUGGCGUGACUCCCAUUGCAUCCCCGGCCCCUGUGGCAGGUGCCCCUUUGAUUCACAAGCAAGCCUCAGAGGGCCCUGGUUUUUCUCGGGCUUCAGUGCCCAACAGGCUGGGUACGCGUCCAUUCAGGUUUUCUCAGGCCAACGCAGGCGCCAGCAUGCCUCAGGUCAAUGUUGAUCUCCCAGUAUCUUUGAACCACCAGCAUCCUUCGGUGUCCACAAUCACGGCACCCGGUUAUGAGCAAGCAAAUGCUUUCAGCCAGGAGUCCGUGAUGGACACAACUAGUGGCUUGGUGCCAGGCUCUGUACCCAGUAGGAUGACCACAGCCCUGGCCCGAGGUACCGUGGCCAGUGGUGUGGCCCCCAGCCUUCCCCCAGGGUCUGUGAUCAGGGGCGUGGGGCAGAGCCUGUCUCCAGGGUCCGUGAUCAGUGCUGUGCCUCCCCACCUUCCGCCCGGUUACGUGGUUGGUGGUGUGGCUCAAACCCUUCCUGAAGGGUCUGUGAUCUGUGGUAUCAGCCAUAGCCUUCCCCCAGGAUCCGUGAUCAGCGGCACGGGCCAGGGUCUUCCCCCAGAUCCCAUGGCCAGUGCUGUGGCCCAGAACCUUCCGCCAGGUUCUGUGGCUAGUGGGGUACCCCCCAGUCUGAUGGCGACAUCUGGGGCUGGUGGGAAGAGACAAAGCUUCAUAAGACCCUCAGUGAGUUUCACUUCCCCAAGCCUGAUCCCAGGUUCAGUGUCAAGUGGGAUGGGCCCAGGUGUGUCUCCUGGGUCUGUGGCCUCUAGUGUGGUUCCAGCCAUAGAUCCUGGGGGACUGAAUCAGGGCCUGAUUCUAGGGUCCACGGAUAAUGCAGCUGGCCUGCCAUCCGCAGUGGGGAAUGUGGCCCAGAGCCUCCCCCAGGGGUCCAUGCUGAUCGGGAUCUCUCCCCGUCCUUACCAUGGAGCCCUGCCUGGGGAAGGGUCUACAGCCCCCUUCCAGGCAUCCCAUGCCACUGGCCUGGCUCAACUGCAACCCCAGGCCUUGGAAUCUAGCGGCACAACCAGGAGAGUACUCCAAGUGCCCACGGUCCUACAAAGAGCCUCCCAGUUGAGCCACGCUCUUGAGAUGAUGCCAUUUGAGGCCACAGAUGACCAGGCCAUGAUGAAACCAGAGGACCUGAACAAGGCUGUGUCCCCGGUGUUCGCGUCCAGUGCGGAGUCCACGGUCCUCGACGCAACCCCGUGGAUGUCCCAUAAUCCCCUGUCAACUGACCACAGCCACGAAUUCCUUCCCGAUGGUCAAAGGCCGUUGUUGGAAAUGGUUCCUAGCCAGACCAAGUCUCUGGCCAGUGGCAUGACUCCUGUCCCGCCCCAGUCCCUGAAUUUUGCCAAGCACUGCAUGGCUGGUGGCACCACUCGAACUCUGCAGCAGAGGUCAGCAGCCAGUUGGGAGGCCCCCAGCUCCCACUUUGUGACUGCUAGCAGGGUUCCCAGUGUGCACAUGGAGCCUGUCAAGGUUACUGGGGCCCCCUUGACUCGACAGGCAUCAGUGGCUCGCGUGGUGCCCCAGAGCCCCUUGGUGACUCACAGGGUGCCCCAGGGCCAUGCCCACAAGAUGGGAGCUUCUCCCAUGGUCUCAGGGUCACCCCAGCUGGUCCAUAGCAGUACUAUGGCAUCCAGUGUGUACCCAGGGUCUAUAGCUGGGGUGGGGACCCCAAGCACUUCCCAGAGGCCAGGGACCACCCACAAGACCUCACAUGCAUUGUACCCGCCCAUGGCUGGGGGGAUAGCAUCUGGUGGGUUCCAGGUGGAAGCGGUCCCCAGGGCACACAAGAAGCCAGAGUCUGGGGACCUGACUCGGAGCAACCACAAAUUUCUUGGCUCUAGAAAAUCCUACAGGUUCAUGCAUGGUUGUCUUGUCUCAGACAUGCUAGACGGUAAUGUAGCCAGGGUUGUGUCCUUGCCUGAAGUGCAGGAGCCCGCCUCCAGGUCCUCACAGGAGAGCCCCGAACACCCCAAGAGUGCACCACCAGCCGUGAUACCCAUCAGCCACGCCACCGAGGUGGCACACAGCACGACCGCCCCUCAGCUGCCCCUGGGGUUUCGGAGGGUGUCUCUGGGCUAUGAGUCUCCACCUGAUGGCUCCCGGAGGCCCCUUUUUGCCCCGGAGUCGAUGCAGGGGUCCCGGGAUUUCCAUAGCACCGUGGCUCCUGCAGGCAGUCACAGGGCGUCCCUGACUCCCACUGUACUCCAGGGCCCUGUGGACGCCAGCAUAGCUGGUGGCCAAGCACGGAACUCGGCCGUCCCCAGUGUAGCCGUCGGGCCCGUGAGCAGCGCCGGAGCCCCCGGGGGCGCCUGGGAUCUGGCCAGGGCUGCUGUGCCCUGGGACACUGCGGGUAGAGAGGCAGCGGAGGAUCCCAGACCGUCGGGGGAGCUGGUGACGUCGCUGCAGGCUGUGGAGAAGAUAAUCACCCGUGCCGUGGUCACCAUCCAGGCGUGUGCCCGCGGCUACCUGGUGCGCCGAUCCAUCAAGGUGUGGCACCAGUGGGCCGUCAUCAUCCAGGCCGCCUGGCGCGGCUCCCGUGUGCGGCGGAACUUGGCCCGGCUCUCCCAAGCUGCCACCACCAUCCAGGCCACAUGGCGAGGCUUCUGCACCCGCCGGAAGCAAACCCAGGCAGCAUUGCUCCCAGGCGCGUGGACCAAGUCCGCGUCGGACCACCGCUGCUUCCAGUCCUGCCAGCCGCACGUCUGCCCCCUCUGCCAGGCCCUGAGCCCCAGGCUGGGGAGCCCGCCCAGCGUGGUGAUGCUCGUGGGGUCCAGCCCCCGCACGUGCCACACGUGUGGCCACACCCUGCCCACUCGGGUGGUGCACGGCGUGGGCCGGGGCUCCAGGGUCCAGGCUGGCGUGCCGUGGGCCUGCGGCACCCCGAUGGCCUCCCGGAGCCCCCGGCAGUCCCGUCGCCAGCAUGAGGCAGCCACGGCCAUCCAGUCGGCCUGGAGGGGCUUCACGGUGCGCCGCCGGCUGAGGCAACAGCAGAUGGCUGCCAGGAUGCUCCAUGCCACCCGGCGCGGCCACCACACCCGGGCCUCCCUCACUGCGGAUGCGCUCUUGGGACCAGCAGGGUGGGACAACUCGCAGCACGUGCAGUGGCCAGGCGUCUAG